Messenger RNA from Podospora pseudocomata, 1443 nucleotides. RefSeq lists its product as uncharacterized. The coding region runs from base 1033 to 1443 and encodes 136 amino acids. The transcript is spliced from 4 exons. The record is from RefSeq and is a predicted model, not a curated record. NCBI's taxonomy places the organism in Eukaryota, Fungi, Ascomycota, Sordariomycetes, Sordariales, Podosporaceae.
GGGAAAGUCCAAAAUUUAAGGUUGCUUCUGGUUUCCAGGGAAUAGUUUCCGCUCUUUCCCAACUUUACCACACUGGCGCCAUGUGGCUGACAGGAGGGGGUCAGUAACCCCACACAGGACGACUUGUCAACUGCAAACAGGCCCUUGCGCCUUCUUUUCAUUAGAUCAACCACCCCGACAUGAUGGUCGUGCAGCUGAUCAAAGCUUGGUCAUCCUCAGUCCAUAACUCGACUCUGUUUCGGUAGUCACGCAAGCCAGUGCUUCCAACAAUGCCAUUACACGCUACGCAGGGCGGGAAGCCAUUUGGCACCCAGCGUCUAUAUAAGAUAGCCAAUCAGCAUGCCUUGGUAAUCGACUUCCCAGCUGUAUACAUCGCAGGUACCUACCUACCUACCUUACAGUCAACAUUUUGUCACCAGUAUGGAGUAACUGCAGACCGCGGUGGACAUUGGGAAAGGGUCUCUUGGAGCAAUGCCUAACCCCUGGCGACAUUCAACUCACCCGGGAACUUGAUCGGGAGCGUACAGCAGACCGAGUCUGCGCUUCACCUCGAGCAGUGAGAGCCAGGAGUCGAUCUUUCUCUCGUUGAGAAUCUGGCAAAGCUAGUGCUACAUAUCAUAAACUCUCUUGCGGUAGCUACUGUUCUCCCAGCACUCCAUAUAUUUUUCGACACGCUUGAAGCCUGUCGUAAAAAUGUUGGGAGACGUUACCUGAUCAGCCCAGAGAUGCGAAGGUCAUACCUUCAAUGUGUCAUCAAUGUCGUCAGCUUUCUCAGAUAGGUCCUUGACAUAUAUCGGGCCGUAAUCCUCCCAAUCGGUCCAAAGAACGCUUUCCCCCUACGAGUAAGAGUACUGCCAAUUUUGGCCAAGAAAUGCUGGCAUGUUGCGCAUCUGAUGGACACUCUUCUUCAGUUGACGGCUCUGAGACACUACCUGUCAACAAACCAACAAGUCGUACCCACAAAAUGCUUAUCGAAUAACCUCACACCUUUCCGAGACGGACCACAGACCUCUGUGGCGCUGUCAGGCACAGAUGCAAAACUCCCCUGUUUCGUUUUGCCAUCCACCAGAUCUAGGUACAUGUUUGAGAUUCCCAGCGCCAUGGAAACGCUGUAGCAACACUUCAGAAAGCCUGACAUACUCAAAAAAAUCCGGCGCAGAACACCUUCGUGCCCUAACAAUCACAAAUGAUGCCACUGCCAGUGGGAAGAGCAUGAUGACCCUUCAGUAUGCCGACAUGCUUCCUGCCCAAAAAGAGGUGGAUGUAAUAUUCUGGAUCCCAGAGGGUAACGUAGCCGAUGUUCGCUCUCAAACCUUCGGCACUAUGGCGGUUCAUCUCUGUCUUCUCGGCGCAAAGCCGGGAGACUUCAAAACCAACGGCAGCUUGUUCUUGAACCUGGUUAUCAAAUACGGACUCCCCUUUAACCUGCUUCGCAUGUACUGA